CAAUGUUAAUAAAUAAAUAGAUGUGGGAGUGUCCUGCUGUAAACAAAAAUAUUAUUUAAAUUAAUAGUUGAAGUUGAAUAGCAGAAAAGACAAUGAAGAUGCAAUGAAUUAUGAAUCUCUGAAAUAUUGAAUUAGUAAGAAAUACAAAAUGCCAGCCAUGAAGGACUCGUGUAUAGUUAAAAUUGCGGUCGAAAUGACCGAUCAGGUACCGCAAUUAACCGAAUUUAAUCAAAAGCAGCCACUGGCAGCAAUAAUUCAGGAACUGUGCAACGGUUGGAAUUUAACAGAUCCCGAUCAAUACGCUCUACAAUUCAAUGAUAGCAAUAACAAUAACUACAUCACUGAAAAAAAUCGAAACGAGAUUAAAAAUGGAUCUGUGUUAAGAUUGAAUUUUUCACCAUCUAAAACAGCUCAAGAUAUCCUGCAGAAACUGAACACAGGCGUUAUUGAAGAGAAAGCAAAUGCUAUGGCUAAACUUUCUGUUCUGAGUGCUGAUAUGACAUUUGCUUUAGAGUUUAUUAAUAAACAGGGCUUGACACUGAUUAUUAAACAAAUCGAGAAGGGCAAUUGCAAAGGCACUCUUUUAGCUCAUACACUUCUGUCAUUUGUGGAAUUAAUGGAGCCUGGUAUUGUUUCUUGGGAUAUACUUAAUGGUGAAUUUAUUUCAAGGGUAGCUAACUUAGUAAACACUUCUCAGGAUGCUCAAGUAACACAGGCAGCUUUAUCAAUCCUUGAAAAUGUUAUAUUAAAUAGUACUGAAGGAUACAGCCAGGUGGAACGUGAGAUUCCCAUAGCUUCCUUAUUGACGCAUUUACAAGCUACACCUGUUGUACAACAAAAUGCAGUGGCAUUAAUUAAUGCUCUUUUAUAUAGAGCUGACUCAGCAAAGAGGAGAACUUUAGCUCAGACUCUUACAUCUAAGCAAUUUCGUACUGUUAUUCAAAACCAUAUUUUACAAACUGGAGCUUCCAGUGGAGCUGAAAUGGCACAUCAGUUGUAUGUUUUACAAACGUUAAUGUUGGGUCUUUUAGAACAAAGAAUGUUGACAAAAAUGGAUCAACAGGAUCAAGAUGGCCAUGACAAAAUCAAAGAACUGAGACGGAUUGCUUUUGAUAGUGAAGGCGCGGGAAAUUUGAGAGGCAAUCAGGCUUUUACCAGAGAUUACAAAAAACUGGGUUUUAAAAAUGAUAUAAAUCCAGCAUUAGAUUUUACUGAGACACCUCCAGGUCUUUUGGCUUUAGACUGCAUGAUUUAUUUUGCUCGAAAUCAUUCAGAAAACUACACUAAGCUAGUUCUAGAGAAUAGCUGUAGGGCAGAUGAACAUGAGUGUCCUUUCGGUAGGGCUAGUGUGGAGUUGGUAAGAAUACUUUGUGAGCUGUUAAAAAUCGGAGAAGCACCUUCAGAGCAAUGUGAUACUUAUCAGCCGUUGUUCUUUACUCAUGAUCAUCCUUUUGAAGAAUGCUAUUGUAUCUGUAUAGUUUUGUUGAAUAAAACUUGGAAGGAAAUGAGGGCUACAGCAGAAGAUUUUGGAAAAGUGGCAAGUGUUGUUAGGGAGCAAAUUAGUAGAGCUUUGGAUGUAUCUCCUCCUUCCUUAGACCAAUUGAAAGCUAAGCUUCAGUCUUUAACUUAUUCUGAGAUAACUCAGUUGUGGCAGCUUGAGAGAAAUAGUAGAGAGGAAUGGGAGAGUCAUGCUAAACCAGUUGUCGAACUUCGCGAGCUCAUUACUCCUGAAAUAAUGGGUCUAAUUAAACAGCAGCGUUUAGCGUUUUUAAUAGAAGCAGGUACGCGUUUUACCAAGUACUCUCCUCGCGGCCAAAGGAUUAAAGAUAAGUUUUGGUUUAUGCGGUUGUCGCCCAAUCACAAAGUCUUGCACUAUGGCGAUUGCGACGAGAAAUCGGCACCAUCGGCUGAAGAGCUGCCAUCUAAGUUGGCCGUUAGCGAUAUUAGGGCUUUGCUGGUUGGCAGGGACUGUCCCCAUAUGCGCGGACGGAAGGCAUCGCAUACGCAGCUAGCUUUUUCCUUGGCGCUUGAAGGAGUAGACUUACAAAGUUUGGACUGCGUAGCGCCAGACGAAUUAACUUUGGCUUAUUGGACUGACGGUAUUAACGCUUUACUUGGUCAAAGAAUGACCAGCAAAGAGACUGAGAAAGAUCUGGAUACGUUGCUGAGUAUGGAAAUCAAACUGCGCCUGUUGGAUGCCGAGGGAGUGGCCAUUCCUCAAGAUCCUCCACCAAUUCCACCUGAUCCGCCACACUUUCUUUUUUGUUACGAUUUAAAGUAGUAAGAGAUCGUUGGUUUGACAUUUAUAUAAAAAUACGGGGUGUUUCGUUUAAAAUAGUGUUAAAAUUAAUUUUAAAUCUCAGAAAGAGCUUUAUCGAAACACUCUGUAUAAUUGAGCCUAAAUUUAAAACGUAUUUCUCAGUUUCAUAUUGUAAGUAUAUUAAAACAGGGCUAAAAUAACUUUAAAAUUUCAAGCAGGACUCUCAAUAUGAAGCUUCAUCUGAACUCUGUAUAUAUGCAAAGUUCUAAUAACAGGUAAAAUUAUGUUAUAUUAUUAAAGUCAACAUUAACAAGGCUGUAUAUAGUGGGAUUUUUUAUUGUUAUAGACAGGUGAUGUUAAAUAUUGUAGUUUUUGUUUCCCCAAAAAUCAAAAAUUAAGUAUAGGUACUGUCAUAUAUACGCGACUUGGUGUACCUACCUGUCAAAUUUGACAUUUAUUAACAUUAACAUGGACUGAUGGAAGAUUUAACAUUGACAUGGACUGAUCACAAUCGAAAUACUGACAAAAAAAAAGAAAUUAUUGUAGACUGCUAAAUUUUAUUGGUGGAAAAAACUAAACAACUUUAUCAAACAACUUAUUUCAAAAAUUUUAGUGGCGUUUCUCAAAAA
Sitophilus oryzae (rice weevil) is the source of this 2889-nucleotide messenger RNA. It is a transcript of the gene Ced-12, whose product is annotated as engulfment and cell motility protein 1. Gene Ontology annotation, cellular component: plasma membrane. NCBI's taxonomy places the organism in Eukaryota, Metazoa, Arthropoda, Insecta, Coleoptera, Curculionidae. Gene Ontology annotation, biological process: actin filament organization; cell motility. The coding region runs from base 149 to 2281 and encodes 710 amino acids. The transcript has 9 exons. The record is from RefSeq and is a predicted model, not a curated record.